This is a messenger RNA of Penicillium griseofulvum, 321 nucleotides long. Its product is annotated as TMEM14 family protein. The transcript is spliced from 2 exons. The record is from RefSeq and is a predicted model, not a curated record. NCBI's taxonomy places the organism in Eukaryota, Fungi, Ascomycota, Eurotiomycetes, Eurotiales, Aspergillaceae. Bases 1 to 321 code for a protein of 106 amino acids. Gene Ontology annotation, cellular component: membrane.
AUGGCCCCAACAAACUCCGCUCUAGCUCUCUCCCUCCUAACAAGUCUGGGCGGGAUAAUCGGCUACACACGGACCGGAUCGAUCCCCUCAAUCGCCGCAGGCGUCUCCGUCGGCCUCGUCUACCUCCUCUCAUUCCUGCGUCUGCGCGCCGGCCAAUCCUACGGCGAGGAAUUGGGUUUACUAGCAUCUAUCGUACUGGGUGGAAGCUCUGUGCCGCGCGUGAUCAAGACAGGCGGGAAGCCUGUUCCGGUUGUUCUGUCUUUGCUGGCUACUUACGGGCUUUAUGUUUUCGGGGCUGCGUAUAAACAGAAGACGGCAUGA